AUGGAGUUUGGCGAAGAAGGACUACUACAAGAGCCGGUGAGCCCCGGCUCUCAAUUCAUCAAUAGCUCUGUCUUAUCUCUUUCAAUUCUUGCCGUUUUGGAAUUUCAAGUUCCCAUCGACGAUUUACAAACCAUUUCACUUCUGAAAAAUGUCUUCCUGCCCAUCAAUCCACGCUUCUCUUCCAUCAUGGUUGAAGGUGUAGAUAAACAGAAUAAGCAGUGGAAGAGGGUCACAGUGAAGCUGGAAGACCAUGUACGUGCCCCCAUUUUCCCCGCUGGAAUGUCACUUGAAUCAUAUGACACUUGCUUUAACGAGUACAUGACGCAGAUAGCAUCAGAAACAUUCCCACAAAGCAAGCCAUUAUGGGAACUUCAUCUUUUCCAGUACCCAACAAGUCACGCAGCUGGACAAAUAAUAUUCAAGAUCCACCAUGCUCUUGGCGACGGCUACUCUCUCAUGGGAGCUCUUCUCUCUCGUCUCCAAAAUGCUCAAAAUCCAUCUCUUCCCUUGACAUUUCCUUCAUUAAAGGGUGCAAACAAUGAAGCUACUAGUCGAUCUCGUGUGUUUGAGUUUGUGCCUAAGAUAUUUUCUGCCGUUUUCAACAGUGCGUGGGAUUUCAGUUGGGGCAUUUUGAAGAGCACUUGGGUUGAAGAUGACCGAACACCAAUAAGGUCCGGCGUCGAUGGAGUUGAGUUUCGGCCAUUGUCCGUGUCCACCUUGAUUCUGUCGAUUGAGGAAAUUAAACUUGUCAAGAGCAAUCUCGGAGUGGCUGGGUGA
This is a messenger RNA of Fragaria vesca subsp. vesca, 777 nucleotides long. Its product is annotated as O-acyltransferase WSD1-like. Bases 1 to 777 code for a protein of 258 amino acids. The transcript has 3 exons. The record is from RefSeq and is a predicted model, not a curated record. Lineage: Eukaryota; Viridiplantae; Streptophyta; Magnoliopsida; Rosales; Rosaceae.